AUGCUUGAAUUCGACUCCCCCGAGCAGGAGACGAGAUUUGAGGAGCUGUUGGAAGAACUGCGAUGCAUGGUAUGCCAAAACCAGACCCUUGCGGACUCAAACGCGCGUUUGGCACGAGACUUGCGAGAACGUACGUACAACAUGGUUCGUAGCGGCAAAUCCAAUAACGAAAUCAUCGAACAUAUGGUUGAGCGCUUUGGAGAUUUUGUUCUGUAUCGACCGCCCUUGAAGAAAACGACCGUACUAUUGUGGUUUGGUCCCGCCAUAUUCUUGAUUAUUGCAGUUUCUACAUUCUGGCUAUAUUCGCACCGUACAAGAAGAAGACCGAUUUCCGAUUUGAGUCCUGUCGAGCGCGAGAAAGCGCAACGCUUACUGGACGAGUGA
Geodia barretti is the source of this 384-nucleotide messenger RNA. NCBI's taxonomy places the organism in Eukaryota, Metazoa, Porifera, Demospongiae, Tetractinellida, Geodiidae. The record is from the annotation of a GenBank genome assembly.